UGGCAUCACCCCACCAGCUCUCUCCAUCCCUCAGGCAACUUCAUCCCCCUUUCCAACUCUGCUUCGUAACCUCGUGGCGCCCCACGGAUUUUCGUUUUGCUAAUAAGAAAGGCUCGCGUCGCCGGUACAGGGCACAACGCGAGCUGAUCAAGCGCAAUUCUCAGUAUGUGUCGCAGCACAAGGCUCGAAUGGGGCCGGUCCGAAUAGCUUGUGUGACAGAAGCGCGCAGCUCGAGAUUCGUUUGAGACGAAGGCGAUCGGCGGGCAGAUGAACGCUCGACGUGUCGUGCCGUAUCCAUGGCACCUGGCAUGUGUGCUGGUCGCUCUCGCCACUGCACAAAGCUUGCCACGUGUCGCAUCGACGGACAUGGAGGGCGGGCUGGGGGGAGCGGAGGACGCGUGGGGGUGGGCGUACCGGCCGGAGGUGUGCGGCGCGUGGCACACCAACUACACCCAUCUGCACCGCAUCAUCCGCUCCGCCGCCCGCCAGCUCAUGCAGGCGCACCUCGCUAACCCCGCUGCUGGUGGUGGCGGCGGUGGUGGUGCUGAUGGCGGGGGAGGGGCAGGGGAGGUACAAGGGGACGAGGAGGGGGGAGCGGAUGGGCGCGGGAGUGGUGGCGGCGAGGGGGUGGAGCGCACGGCGGCCAUGGUGCGCUUCGCCACGUACUCGUGCGACUCGCUGGCGCGGUGCGGCGGCGUGGGCGACGUGGUGCUGGGCGUGUUCUCGACGUUCCUCGUGGCACUGCUGCAGGACCGCGCGCUCGUGCUGCAACACCCGCUGCUGCACCACGCCUUUGAACCCGUGCACGUCGACUGGACCAUGGCCGACGACGUGCCCGCCGGGCCGGGCAGGGAGCUCGACCCCCACAACGACACGGACGAGGCGCAGCCCGGCGAGGUGACGGCCAUCAACCUGCAGGACACGGUGCCGGCCAGCCCCGAGGCGCUGUUUGCGCGGCACGAGGCGGCGGCCAACAUCUUCGUGCGGUGGAACCGCGGCGUGGCCACACGCAUCUUCCGCGAGGGCGGCGAGUGGAGCCGCCUGCUGCACUCGCUCGGCCUGCGCCUGCCUGUCACCUUCGGCUGCGUCAUCCGCUUCCUCCUCAGGCCCAAGGCGGACGUGCUGAAGGCGGUGGAGCGGCAGAUGCGGGAGCUGGAGCGGCCGGGGGUGAGCAGCAUCUGCAUCCACACGCGCACGCCCGACGAGAUGACGUGGACCAACCGCGGGGAGGUGCUCAACGGGGAGAACGACGCCGCCGCCGAGCUGCUGGGGUGGGCCAGGAGCAAGCUGCUGGCGUGCGCUCAGAAGGUGGAGGACUUUUGGAUCCCAUCGGACGUGCCCGUGCGGUGGGUGUUUCUCAGCAACUCACGCGAUAUCAAGGAUGCAGUUAUUAGCGAGUACGGGGACAAGGUGCUCACCACGGGCAUCACCCCGCUGCACACCGCCAUGGUGCGAGCAGCGGCGGCACGCGUGGCGUCGUGGCAGACGUCGGUGGCGGAGUGGGUGCUGCUGACGCGCUGCUCGCUGUUCGUGGUGACGGAGUCGGGCUUCUCCAAGACCGCCGCGCUCUUCUCGCUGCGCCCGCUCGCGGUGUACCUGCUGGCGCGCCACCACUACCGCAGCCAGCGCAACGCAUGGACCGACUCCUGCGACCCCGAGCGCCCCGCCUCCUUCGCCCUGCUGGGCGAGCGCUGGAGCGGCAUCUGACAGCUGGCGGUGGAGUGUGAAACCGUGUGGGAGCGGUGCGCUAGGGAAGGCUGAAGGCACCUAAUAAGGCUCGUGGUCUCCUCUUGGCCCCCCUUAGAAUGGGCCAUUCCACCUUUGUGGGGUCAAAGUCCCAUACCAUAUUGUCAACUCCAGUCUUCAGGUGUGCUGAGCAGAUUCAUUUGUACCAACAUACCGUGUGCUAUUUGUCUCAUACUCCCACAACCACCGAGGUAAAUUGGCUACUCCAACCAAUGUGACAUGCCUUGGUGUUAAUUGCUCUACGUCCCAGGGGAAAUUUAUUGCAGAUGCAUGAUCCC
This is a messenger RNA of Closterium sp. NIES-67, 2024 nucleotides long. NCBI's taxonomy places the organism in Eukaryota, Viridiplantae, Streptophyta, Zygnematophyceae, Desmidiales, Closteriaceae. The record is from the annotation of a GenBank genome assembly.